Molecule: messenger RNA, 2934 nt
Organism: Symbiodinium pilosum
Lineage: Eukaryota; Dinophyceae; Suessiales; Symbiodiniaceae
Source: the annotation of a GenBank genome assembly
AUGGCUCGGCUUCGUGGGGUGACUGGGACCAUCAGUGGGAUGAAGAUCACCAUUGGGAGAACCGGCAAUCCGGAUGGACCGGAUCCUGGAAGGGUCGUGAUGGCCAGCACGACAACUACAACCAUGACGAGGACGAGGGUGACGAGUGGGAGUCAGACCCUUGGGCCGCUGCAUGGCGGAAGAAGCAAGACGAGCGAGGAGAUCGGCGCAGCAGCGGCUGGCGAGAACCUCGAUGGUGCGGAGAUCGUCGUGGAGCUGAUCAAGUUCCGGAGGCGGAUGGUCGAGCUGACCUUCGGCGAUCGGCCGGAUCGACAUCGUGAAAAACCAUCAGUGUGGAAUGGAUGGAAGCACUUCACCAACAGCGACUGGAGUGACCAGAGCUCGCACACCAGCGAUGAGAGCCGGCGGACUGGUGGAGGAAGACCUUCUGAGAAGCUUACCGUUCCCAGCUUCUCGGGCGAGGACUCCGAGGACGUUGGAACUUCGGCCAGGUCAUAUCUUCGACAAGUUGAGGCUUGGAGGCGUAUGACUUUGCUCCCUAGCCACCAGCAAGGACUCGUCCUCUACCAGCACCUGACGGGCAAGGCGUGGGUGGCUGCGGAGGAGCUCAGCGUGGACAACCUCGCGAAGGAGGCCGGCGUCGAGUACCUGGUGAAGUGGAUCACGAACAGAUACUUGGAUUUGGAGGUCACUCGCAUCGGCAAAGCCUUCUCAGAGUUCUUUCGCCGACUGAGGCGAAAACCAGGACAGACCAUUCGGGACUACAACAGCGAGUAUGACAGGCUUCAUGCUCGCCUCCGAGAGGAGGCCGCAGAGCUCAACUUGGUGGCCAGCGUCGGCAACAUGUACUCGCUUCCCCGACUGCAGCAGGCGGGCGUGAUCCACGACCGAGGACAUCGCAAACCCUGGGAAUCAGGGAACUCGGGCAAGGGGCGGAAGCCUCAUACCGCCCACUACACGGAGGCGGACGACUCCUUCGACUCCGGGGACGAUGAUGGCGACGGCGAGGAUGGCGAGGCCGGGGUCUCCGAGGAAGUGGCCGCGGCUUAUGCGACCUAUCAGACGGCAAAGCAAAGAUACAAGGAGCACCAGAAGAACCGCGGGUUCAAUGGCUACGCGAACGAGGGCAAGGGCGAGACCUCCCAGCCCGGGAAAGGCAAUGAGAAAACCAGUGAGAAGAUCAAGCUGAUGAAGGCCAAAUCGUUUUGCUCCGGAUGCGGAAGGCGCGGACAUUGGCAUAAGGAUGCGGAGUGCCCGCACAACCAGCCAGGACACCAGAAGAACGGCGACAAGUCUUCCAACAAGGCGGCCGACGUGGGCUAUUGCAACCUCCUCCCUGCAGAGGUCUUCUCCAUUCGGCUUGAGGACGCAGGGCUCCUUGGCAUUACGGACACAGCAUGUGCCCGGACAGUGGCCGGCACUCAAUGGCUGCAGGCCUACACCGACAAGUUGGCCACCUUGGGCGUCCGGCCAGAGCUCAAGAAGGAGUGCGAAGCCUACCGCUUUGGCACUGGGAAGAUUUACUACUCGUCCUUCUACGUGGUUCUGGCAUUCGAGCUCGGCAACAAGGUUGCGCAGGUAAGAACUUCGAUCAUCAACGGCGAUGUCCCGCUCCUUCUCUCCAAGACAGUCUUGGGCAAGCUCGGCAUGGUCUUCGACAUAGAGAGAGGGCAGGCCGAUUUCAACAAGGUGGGGCUCAAAGGGUUCGACCUUCUUGUCACCACUUCUGGGCACCCUGCCAUUCCAAUACUGCCGACCAAAAUGGACGGUGAUCCUGGCUCCUUUCAGGCCGAGGACUUGAAGCUUGUGCCCAAGAGUCAAUACAUGGCGUUUGCAGUUGCGCAUAACCCCGGGCAUGCUAAAAGCAGGGACUUGUAUAACUUCUUCUACGACAAGAAGCUAGAGCCUGGAGUCAAGGAAAUGCUUGUUCGAGAAAGGUUCCCGCAAGAUGAGUUUAUAGCAUGGUGGAGCAGCACUUCAACCACUUCAGACUUCUGGCUAGAAUGUGAUCAUGCUUGGGUAAGGAUCCAUGUUACUCCCCGCAAAGUUCUCUUCAAUCCUUCGACAUGGAAGACACGUGCUACAGUCCAGAAGGAGAUGCUUGUUCAGACUGCCGGUGAGAUCAGGGUGACAGAUGGCAUUUGUUGCACUUCCAAUAGGUGGAUUGAGUCAGUCGUUGAUAGGUGGGAGCAUGACAAACUCAAUGAGCCCGCCUUCGCAUUUCACUGGGAGGCGAACCGCACCGGGGUGAUAGUCCAUCACACUUGGGGAGUCACGGAGAUCAAAGCCUGCAUCAUGGAGGCCCGGAAUGCAGCAAAGGCCGCGGACCCCACGGAACAGAUGAAGAGGGUUUCGCACAUGAGCUUGCCAGAGCUGCGAGCAAAGGCGAGCGAGUUGAAGAUCGACUACGCCAACACGACAACAAAAGGCAAUCUCCUCCGCCUGAUCAGGGACUCGCUCAAUACCCCAGAUCAAGAACUCAUGAAGAUAGGAAAAUUCAAGGGGUGUCAAUUCUGCGAAAUCCUGAAGAGCUAUGGCGAGUGGGUAGUCCGAGAACUAGCCCAAGCGGACAGCCCAGAUCCGGAACUUGUGCGGCACGGGAGGUGGUUCAACAACAAGCAGAGGAACCCGGAGACAAGAGGCUACCUGGGAGAUCAGGUGGCGCCACCAUACCCGAGCUCCACGGCUGCCACUCGAGGACCAGAGUCGAUUGCUGCAUCGACUACUCCGUCGGCAAGGGAAUCCUGGAGCCUUGUGAGCGACAAGGCCAGCGCACCAUCGACUACGAGCACGAGACGCAGGACCCGGACGGAGGCCGACGAGAUUAAGAAGAUGGAGGAAGAGAUGGACCCCAAGGUUGCGGCGGAGAUUCAAGAUCUCGAGACGAAGCUGGCGAUCCUGAAGGACAAGGCCAAGGCCUCAAGCGGCAAGUGA